This is a messenger RNA of Trypanosoma brucei brucei TREU927, 1206 nucleotides long. It is a transcript of the gene Tb927.5.630, whose product is annotated as acidic phosphatase, putative. The transcript has a single exon. The record is from RefSeq and is a predicted model, not a curated record. The coding region runs from base 1 to 1206 and encodes 401 amino acids. Lineage: Eukaryota; Euglenozoa; Kinetoplastea; Trypanosomatida; Trypanosomatidae.
AUGUCGCGUACUAUUGUGCUUGGGCUCGGCUUCGUGCUGCUUGUCUGUUACUCUGGCAAACUCGCGGAGUCGAGCAGCGAUGCGCAACACGUAGCAGACGGAAAGCUUAGCCGAGACGGCGCCAAUGCGUUGUGUGCACUGAAAGAAACCGUACAAAAGAUUGGAACAGAAGGAGCAGACAACCUCGUCAAGAAGGCUGAAGACAAUGUGACGCAUCUCAAGGACUACCGGAAGCGGGUAGGAUAUUUUGGCAGUCAGGUGAUCUCACUUUCUGGCCGUGGCGAUCCAGAUUCGGAUGACGACGCUAAAAAAGAACUUAAGGAGUUUUGCGAAGAGGCGGAAAAUGAAACGAGGGAUGACUUACGGGAUGCCAAAGAGCUAUAUACCGAAAUUGAAAAGGACGCAAAAAAGAGUAAGGAAGCGGCAAAGGCCACAUUGGGAGAAGAAGCGAAAGGUACCGACUCCAAGGGACUCUCCGGAGUUCUGCACCGGCACUGUGGAGAAAGUCAAGGUAAGAACAAAGCACCGAGUCAACACUGCGACACUGAUGUAUACAAUAACGAAUCUGACGGUGGAAAGUAUACAAUUUCCUGCGGCACAGACAAUACCCAUCACCGCGGAUCGCCUUCAGCACGUCUACACAAAGCAUUUGAUGAGUGGGAGAGCAAGAAACCGAAGAAAGCGGGUGGUAAUUUGAAGUGUGGAGCCGCCGCCGAAAACAGCUCGAGCCCCUGCACCGUGUCGGAAGGAUGGAAAGAAAACUAUGAAGAACUGAAUGUAAGUUUAAGUACCCUCGAGGAGAACGGACAUCACAUAGAAAACGCGACCCGUGAAGGGGCAAAGAGGCUCACCUCAGUGUAUUUGGCCUACAAAAUGCUCAAGGACGGCAAAACAGCUGGUGAAGCUCUGCAGGAGGCCAAAUCGAGGCUGGAAGGAAAUGAUACCGACUGUCCGGAAGAGGGCAAAAACAGCUCCAGGUGCCUUAGCAAUGAUGACUUGCUCAGCGGGGCACGAGAUCAUUUUAUAUUUCCGUUGACGAUACCCGAGUUGCUGAUGUACGUUGGUAUCCCUCUUCUUGUUGUGUUGAUCGGGGUGGUACUGUUCUGUAUUUUCCGAGCCCGCAAAAAGGAUAGGAAGGAAGAUGUGGCCUCCGGUAGCGUUCACCAAGGCAAGGGAAUGCCGUCGACAAACAUCGACCCGUUUUAA